Molecule: messenger RNA, 741 nt
Organism: Lodderomyces orthopsilosis Co 90-125
Lineage: Eukaryota; Fungi; Ascomycota; Pichiomycetes; Serinales; Debaryomycetaceae
Product: 3-oxoacyl-[acyl-carrier-protein] reductase (NADPH)
Exons: 1
Coding region: 1-741 (246 amino acids)
Molecular function (GO): oxidoreductase activity, acting on the CH-OH group of donors, NAD or NADP as acceptor
Source: RefSeq, a predicted model, not a curated record
AUGGCAACCAAGACACGGCAAUUGUACACUACUUUUGAUUUCAUGUUUAGAGGACAAACAGCACUAGUUACUGGAGGUUCUAGAGGUAUUGGGUUGGCCAUAGCAAAGAAACUUGCUAAUCAGGGUGCAUCAAUUACACUACUAGCAAAAAAUGAAGCUCUUUUGCAGCAAUCUGUGAAGCAACUUCCUUCAGAUUACAAUCAGCAUCACACAAUUCAACUGAUGGACUUACUUCAGCUUGUAGAGAAGGAUUAUACUGCAUCUAGGCUUCAAGACCAACUCAAACCACAUACUAUUCUAGUGAAUUGUGCUGGUGUGACCACGCAUACUCUUUUACCAAGGACUAGUCAUCAACAGAUUGUGAAUACCAUCAACCUCAACCUCACCGUCCCGAUUAUAUUGAGUCAACUAUGCACUAAAUAUAUGAUACAGCAACGCCAACAGAAUCCAUCAAUUUUGAACAUUGCGUCAGUGUUGUCAUUGACUGAUCAUGUUUUGCCAGGAACUACCGUGUAUGCUGCUUCCAAAGCUGGUCUUUUGGGAUUUACAAAAAGUCUAUCAAAUGAAUUGAGAGGGAGAGUACGGGUAAACGCUCUUCUUCCGGGACUAGUCAAAGAAACUGAUAUGGGAGUGACUGUAAAUAGUGAUUUAAAAGUGAUAACUUUAGACGAAGUGGCCGACAAAGCGGCAGAGAUAUUGAGUGACUUGUCAAUAAAUGGUGAGUGUGUUGUGUUGGAGUAG